AGACAGAUGGGGGCAACCCUAUCCGGUUUCACAUGCUACAAAUAUCCUCCAGGGGCAGUUACACUGCAGGGGUAUUAGCCAAUAAGCACAGGUUGCAGCAGUGAAGUGUCACUGUCCUCACAGAAGUAAAGAGACAAGAACUUCUCUGCAGACAUGAGUCAAGUCUUGGACAUUGAGCACUGUGAUCUGAACAUUAAGAGUAACAACAGCAGCCAUCAUACAGAGCGGUAUGGAGAGGAGUGUUUGAUCGUCAGGAGGGGAGAUCCAUUUAUCAUCAUUUUACAUCUGAAACCUGGCAGCACGGAGUUCAAACUGGGUGAAACCAGCUUCACACUCAUUGUAGAAACUGGUCCGCUACCCAGGAAAGAAUCAGGCACAAAGGUUUCCUUCAGUCUAAGUGACUCCACAGUUGACACUGAAUGGAGCGCAUCUGUUAAUGAUCCCUCUGGAAACACAGUGUCUGUGUCUAUCAGCUCAUCCCCCAAUAGCCCCAUAGGAGUUUAUUCUCUGACUCUGGACCAGGAGGGGCAGAAGACCAGUUUAGGACAGUUCACCCUACUUUUUAAUGCUUGGUGCCCCAAGGAUGCUGUUUACAUGCGCAGUGAAAUGAAGAGGCAGGAGUAUGUUUUGGCACAACAUGGGCAGAUCUACAGGGGAACACAUAAACGCAUCAAAGGGACACCCUGGAACUUUGGACAGUUUGAAGCAGGAAUUCUGGAUAUCUGUCUGAAGAUCCUGGAUGAAAACCCCAAAUUUGUGUCUGAUGCCGACAAGGACUGCUCUGCCAGGAGAAAUCCCAUCUAUGUGUCCAGAGUGCUGAGUGCCAUGAUCAACAGUAAUGACGACAGAGGUGUACUGGUAGGACAGUGGGAAGAGUUUUCAGGUGGGGUUCAUCCAGGACAGUGGAUCGGCAGCGGGGACAUUCUGCGCCAGUGGGCAGAAAGCGGCCCCGUCCGCUAUGGCCAAUGUUGGGUCUUUGCUGCUGUUGCCUGCACAGUGUCCCGAGCCCUGGGCAUCCCAUGUCGAGUGGUUACUAACUUUGGGUCAGCUCACGAUACAGACGCUAACCUAGUGAUAGAAAACCUGUAUGAUGAAAAUGGCGAAAGAAUUUCUGAAGAUUCGAUAUGGAAUUUCCAUGUUUGGGUGGAUAGCUGGAUGACUCGUCCAGACUUGGGGUCUGAGUAUGAUGGAUGGCAAACCAGUGACCCAACCCCGCAGGAGACAAGUGAUGGUGUUUUCUGUUGUGGACCGGCCUCACUGAGAGCCAUCAAGGAAGGAGAGCUGACCAAGAAGUAUGACUCUCCCUUUAUUUUUGCUGAGGUUAAUGCAGAUGUUGUGGACAUGGUGCGUCUGUCGAAUGGACAGUUUGUCAAGUUCCGUGGGUCAACUAAGUCUGUUGGACGCUUCAUCAGCACCAAAGCUGUGGGCUCAGAUGAGAGACACGACAUCACACACCAGUACAAGUAUCCAGAAGGCUCAAAGGAGGAAAGGCAAGUGUAUGAGAAGGCCCAGCACCACAACAAGCUACAGCAACGAGGAGAAGAGCCGGGGCUCCAUCUGAAGAUCAAGCUUUCUGACAACAUGAUGGUGGGCUCAGACUUUGAGGUGUACGCUAUCCUCACCAACAACGACAUGGAGGCAAAAACCUGCAACUUCCUGUUUUUCGCCAAAGCCGCCAACUACAAUGGAAAACUGGGAGACAGCUGCGACUAUGCCUCAGAAAAAGUGGAGGUGCCCCCUGGAGAAGAAAGGCAGCUGUCCCUCAAACUUGACUAUGACAGCUAUGGAACGGUGAUCACCUCAGACAGGUUGAUCCUAGUGUCAGCUAUCACCAUUGACAAGCAGACAGUUGACUACCACAAGGCUGAGAAGACCAUUGUGUUAGAUGAGCCAGACAUAAAGAUCAAGCUGUUGGAAGAAGCCGUAGUGAACCAGCCUGUGACAGCAGAGCUGACCUUGUUGAACCCUUUACCAGAGCCGCUGCAGGACUGCAGUUUCACCAUAGAGGGGGUCGGCCUCACCAGCAGCAAACCCAUAACAGCGAAGGCUGGAGCUGUGGGCCCAAAACAGGAGGCCAAAGCCACUGUUGAGUUCAGUCCCAGCAGCGUUGGCACCUGCGUGCUGCUGGUGAACUUUGACAGCAACAAACUGAGGAACAUCAAGAGCCUUGUCAACGUUGUUGUGAAGGACUGAGCCAAUCUGACAACAGUAACAGCUUUUUUAUGUUGUUGUGUAACUGGAGUGGAGUGGCUGAAGUUUAUGGGGCUACCCUUGGCAUACAGGCCAUAGACUUCAUUUCUAAUCUACUUAUUAUUUUCAUCCACUUGUUAUACUAGAAUAUACUAUGCUAUUAUGUCAUCCAAAACAGUAACUUGAUUCACAUCCACUAAUCAUUAUGUACAUUGCUGAUGUAGUAAGCUAUGAUAGAAUAAAUAACUCACACAUCUGUUUUACAUGAAUGAUUAAUAAGAUUGUUUUCUCUUUGACUGGUUAGAUUUAAAUGUCACAAUAAAAUUACUGCCACAAUAGAUGUGAUUAUAACAAGCGUUUGUUUUGUUUUGUUUUGUUUUGAGGGAGCAGCUUUCUCGUUUCUUUUUAGGGAAAAUGUUGUUGAUUAUGCAGAAAGAAAAAUGAAAAUAAAAUUUUGAAGUACA
Molecule: messenger RNA, 2654 nt
Organism: Lates calcarifer (barramundi perch)
Lineage: Eukaryota; Metazoa; Chordata; Actinopteri; Centropomidae
Product: protein-glutamine gamma-glutamyltransferase 2-like
Biological process (GO): peptide cross-linking
Molecular function (GO): protein-glutamine gamma-glutamyltransferase activity
Source: RefSeq, a predicted model, not a curated record